AAGGCCAAGGGAAGGAGAAGGACGAUGGGCACGAGAGUGGGGAGGGUGCAGGAAAGGAAGAGGAAGGGCUGGGAGUGGGGAAGGACGAGUCAGUCACUGCCAGGAUUGAGGAGACAGGAUCAAAGCUGAGACUGGGAGAAUCGGCACCUAUGGGAAGCGAGGAAGGAGGGCUGAACCCGGGGGUGGGCGAGCCAGCAGGUGAUCGAUUGAGGCUGGGCGAGCCAGCAGGGAGCCAGAUGCCCGAGUCAGAGGAUCUGCCCUUCGAUUCACAGGCGCCCUGGAUGGACUCCCAAGCGCUGGGGAUGGGAUCAGGAGAGCUGGGGGCGGGCAGCCUGGGCGUGCAGGUGAGCCUGGGAGAGGUGCUAACUGCGGACCUGGAGAUGUCGCAGGGGUGGGCGGUGGGGGAAGAGAAGGGGGAAGCGGUGGGGGGUGAGGAGAGUAGGGGAGCAGUGGGGGGAGGGAGUGAAGAGGGGGGUGAGGGGACGGUGAAGGGGAGUGAGGGAAGGAAGGCUGGGGCUGAGGAUGAGAUUAAGGCUGAUGGGGAGGGGGGCAAGGCUGGUGGGGAUGCGGGUGCAGGUGUGGCAGCAGCGAAAGGGAGGGACAGAGAGGAUGGAGUGGAUAAGGAUGGGGCAGGGGCGGGAGGGAGGGACGAUGGAGGGAGGGAGGGGAAGAGAAGGCGCGUGGGGGAGGGGCUUGGCGGUGAGGGUGGGGCAGGAGGUGGGAGAAGUGCGGAGGCAGCAGGAGCAGCAGUGAUUGGGGCAGCAACAGAGGCAGGAGGAGGAACCGAGGCAGGGGAAGAUGCAUUGACAGGGGGAGAGACAGAGACAGGAGGGGAAACAUUGAGUGGGGGAGCAGCAGAGAGAGGGGGAGCAGCAGAGAGAGAGGGAGAAGCAGAGAGAGGGGCAGCAUUAGAUGCGGGGGAAGCCGCAGAGGCAGAAAAGGCAAGAGAGACAGGAGGGGCAGCAGUAGCAAGCAGGAACGCCGCGAAAGCAAGGGCGUCGGCAGCACUAGCAGCCUCCAUUGCGUUUGAGUUCUCCCCUGUGGGCGAAGACACCCAGAUCGCCCUUGAUGCCUUGGACCUGAUUCUCGAGCAGGGGGUAGGCGAGGGGGGAGGACUGGUGGAGGAAGCGAGUGGGAAUGGGAAAGGGAAGGGGACAGCAGCGGUGAGGGGGAAAGGGAGAGGGAAGGGAGGAGGAGGAGUGGAGGGCCUGAAAGGGAAGGGCGCAGCAGGUGGCUUGAAUGUUGCGGCUUCACCAGCAGCAGCAGAAGCAGCUCUAAAAGCACCAGCAGCAGCAAAAGCAGCAGCAGAACUAAAAGCAGAAGCAGAACCAGAAGCAGAAGCAGCACCAAAAGCAGAAGCAGGACCAAAAGAAGCAGCAGAUCCAAGAGCAGCAGCAGAACCAAAAUCAGCAGCAGAACCAAAAGCAGCAGCAGAACCAAAAGCAGCAGCACCACCAAAAGCAGCAGCAGCACCAGAAGCCCGAGCAGCAUCAGAACCCGCAGCAGCACCAGCAGCAACCGCAUCACUAGAAGCACCAGCAGCACCAGCAGCAUCACGAGAAGCACAAGCAUCAUCAAAGGGAGCACCAGCAACAGCACCAGCACCCGCAGCUGCACCAGCAGCAGCACAGGCAGCUGGAGAAGGGGCACCAUCGCUUUCGCCCUUAGAAGCAGUAGGGGCAAAAGAAGCUGUAUCCGUGGCAGCAGCAGCACCGUCUGCAUCAGUGGCAGCAGCAGCCGCAGCAGUUGCAGCAGCUGCAGUGGAGAGACGGGUGGUUGGACGGAUGGCAGAAGUUGGGAGAGGGGCUGGGCUGGUGGGGUUGGAAAGCGCUGUGAUGGAGGUGGAGGAGCAAGAGAAGGGGAGAAACCAUAGUGAGGGAACGGAGAGGUGCAAUGAGGAAAGGCAAGGAAGAUCAGUGCAGAGAGAUGAGGAGGUGGAACGAGGUCAGGCACACACAGAAGGGAUUGCUGCUGCUUCCGCUGCCGCAGGCGCUCACAAAGCGUCUGUCGCUGUCGCUGCUGCUGCUGCUGCUGCUGCUCCUGGUACUGUGGCUUCUGCUCCUUCUCCUGCUCCUGCUCCUGCUCCUGCUCCUGCUCCUUCUCCUGCUCCUGCUCCUUCUCCUGCUCCUUCUCUUUCUCCUGCUACUGCUGUUGCUGCUGCUGCUGUUGCUGCUGCUGCCGCUCCAGCAAAUGGCAUCACUGCUGACGCGGCUGCUGUUAUUGGGAAAGGCAGGCGAGCAAAAGGUAGGGGCAGAAUGGCUCAAGGCCUCGUGGCAUGCAGCUCGAGCAGAGGGAGAAAGGGGAGGGACGGUGAGCUGAUCACGGGGCCUGAAGAGGUGAAUCUGGGAAAGAUGGAAGGGGGAGGAGGGGAGGAGCUGUUGGGGAAGGAGCGGGAGGGGAAGGAGGGGAAGGAGGAGCAGUUGGGGAAGGAGGGAGAGGCCACUGGUAGUGGUGGUAUGAGGGGGAGGAAGGGGAAGAGGGAGAAGGGAAGUUCCCUGGUGGUGCACGAUGGGUUUUAUGAGUUGUUGGAGUCGAGCGGGAGUGAGAAAGGGAGUGAGAGAGGGAGUGAGAGAGAGAGCGAGGGAGCUGGUGAGAAGAGGAUUGAGAGGGGGGAUGAGAAGGAGGUUGAGGGGAAUCGUGAGAGGGGGAACGAGGGGAGAGGUGGAGUGGACGGGGAGGGGGGUGAUGAUGAUGGGGAGGCAGAGGCGCAGAGGCCAAGGAAGAGGCGGAAAGGCGCAGCUGCUGGGGGGAAGCAGACGAGGGGGGAAGGGGAAAAGGGGCAGGGAGGGGGGAAGGGGAAGAAAGGAGAAAAUGGGACGGAAGGGGAGAAGGAGCAACGGGGGAGAGGGAAGGCAGGGCGAGAGAGGCAGGUGAGGGGGAAGACCAGGGCGCAAAUCGAGACAAAGGCUGGACGGGGAGCGAGAAAAGAGAGGGAAGGGAGUGGGAACGAUGAGGUGCAGGAGGAUCUUGGAGGAGAUGAGAGGAGGGGGGAGGAGGAGGAUGGGGAGGAGGGAAGGAGGGGAAGGGAAGGGAGUGAGGAAGCAGGGGAGGCCAGCGCAGGGAAGAGGAAGAGGGGGAGGCGGCAGGAAGGUGAGGGUGGCCUCUCAAGGGAAACGAAAGGCGAGGAGUGGAAGUUAGAGAGAAAGCCAGAGCGAACACACACAAAGAAGAUCGGUGCUCAGAAGGUGUCUGACAGAGCUGAGGAGCGAGGGGGAGAAGGACAAGAAGGGAGAGGACUCAGAGGAGAAGGGAGAGGAGGAGAAGGGGGGGCGGGGAAGGUGCAGGAGAGUGACGAGGUGCAGGAGUGUGUGGAGGAGAUCAGCGUUCCAGGGAGGGCGAGGAGGAGGAGGAGCAGCAGUGGGGCGGCAGGAUCCUAUCGCACUGGCUUGCAUGGUUUGUCUCCAGUGCGGGUACUGUUCAGCCGAUCCCUGGACGCCAACACAACGAGCGAGUUGACGAGAAUAGUGGAGCGACUAGGAGGGGAUGUGGUGUCUGACACCUCCCCCGCCACCAUCACCACUGCGUCCGCCCUCGCUUCCUCCUCCUCCUCCUCGUCCCCUGUGGUUGCCGCUGCUGCUCCUGCCGCUUCAAUCUGCACUCACUUUGUCUCAGCGACGAAAAUAACUCGCACGAUCAAUCUCCUCGUUGCCAUCUCCAGGGGCUGCCACGUGUGCACUCCUGAUUGGCUGCACGCGUGUGCGAGGGCGCGAGGGUUUGUGGAUGCGGAGGGCUAUGGGGUGAGGGACAGGGGGAAGGAGAGGGAGGUGGGCUUUAAGCUGCAGGAGGCGGUGGGAAGAGCGAGGGAGCGAGGGGUGUUGGAGGGGCAGCGGGUGUUUGUUACUCCGAGCACCACGCCUGAUGCACACUCGCUUGCUGCCGUUGCGGCUGCUGCGGGUGCUGAGGUGCUGCCAUCGACGUCUGCCCAGGCUGCCCCAACGGUGAUCAUUUCAUGUGAAGCUGACCGAGCCGUCUGUGAAGCACGGGCGCUGCAAGGUGUGCCAAUCUUCUCUCCCGAGUUUCUUCUGACAGCAGCGAUGCGCCAACAGCUAGACUGGGACAGGAAUCGUCUCCCUUAGUGUUUUGGGAAGCACCUUCACCUUAGCCAUUUGGAUUCAAAUAAAUCUGGUAAAGGUGGUGUAUACUACCAUAUCGGCAUGUAUAUUUGCUACUUUUGUAGCUAGGAUUAAUCGAUUACACUUGUAAGGACGUCAAACAAUACGUGUACUUCUGAUCUGUUCCAA
Closterium sp. NIES-67 is the source of this 4241-nucleotide messenger RNA. Lineage: Eukaryota; Viridiplantae; Streptophyta; Zygnematophyceae; Desmidiales; Closteriaceae. The record is from the annotation of a GenBank genome assembly.